Molecule: messenger RNA, 1081 nt
Organism: Scophthalmus maximus (turbot)
Lineage: Eukaryota; Metazoa; Chordata; Actinopteri; Pleuronectiformes; Scophthalmidae
Gene: nsmce1
Product: NSE1 homolog, SMC5-SMC6 complex component
Exons: 8
Coding region: 225-968 (247 amino acids)
Biological process (GO): double-strand break repair via homologous recombination; DNA damage tolerance
Cellular component (GO): nucleus; Smc5-Smc6 complex
Molecular function (GO): ubiquitin-protein transferase activity
Source: RefSeq, a predicted model, not a curated record
GGAGAAGAAGAAGAAGGAGGAGGAAAGGAAAAGGUGGAUUGAACAGGAAGGCGCGCUCUUUGGCUCCGCCGAAGAAGAAGAACAGCUGGUAAACUUGUUUACCACUUCACUUCAAAGGAGAAUCCAGUUUGUGCCGAGUCGUGGUGAGAGUUAACAGCAAAUAACAGAGGUAACCGGUUUCGAAUGGACGUGCUCUACUGGCCGGCGCAGCUCCGUCCAGAGACAUGGCACAACAGAUGGGAGACGGCCAUCGGAGGUUUCUACAAACCAUGAUGGCCAAUGGUGUUGUUGAUGAACAAGGAGCAAGGUCACUUCACCAGCACUGCUGUGAAACACACAACACACAGUAUGCACGUGACAAACUGGACGAUUUCAUUGCCGCCAUCAACUCAAAGCUGCAGCCCAUGUUCAUGCAGAUUAGAAGAGGGAUGUCUGAAGACAACGGGCAACAAUACUACGCUUUGGUGAACAUGGCGGAGACUGACGUUACUAGGAUGUCAUCGGAUUAUGCUGACAAUGAGCUGGAGCUGUUCAGGAAAACGAUGGACCUGAUUGUGGGCUCUGAGAGUGGCAAGGCCUCCUCCACCGACAUCCUGAACAGCGCCGACACCCUGACCACCAAAAAGCUGAAGAAGAGCGAGACAGAGCACCUCUUGAACCGACUGGUGCACGGCCAGUGGCUGAGUGAGAAACGUGGUGAAUACACAUUGUCCACCAGAUGCAUUAUAGAGAUGGAGCCAUACAUCCGCACAAUGUAUCAAGACCAGGUCAAAGUGUGCCAAAUCUGUCACAACAUCGCUUUCCAGUGCCAAAUUUGUGAAAAUCCUGUAUGUGGCAUAAAAAUACACAACCCGUGUGUUGCCAGAUACUUUAAAGGGAGAUCAGAGCCGCGGUGUCCGGCUUGUGACGACUUCUGGCCUCAUGAAAUACCCGAAAUCCGACGGCCCAAAUCUCAGUCCAGAAAAUGAGUAUUUGUUCAUUGAAUUUGUCCAGAAUUUUUUACAUAAGUUUUUUAUGAACCAGACUAUAGAUAUAAAUGUCUUUCUUUUUUUACAAUAAUAAAUGAGAACGUGUUUCAUUG